Messenger RNA from Acyrthosiphon pisum (pea aphid), 2345 nucleotides. RefSeq names its product nose resistant to fluoxetine protein 6. Gene Ontology annotation, molecular function: acyltransferase activity, transferring groups other than amino-acyl groups. The coding region runs from base 270 to 2345 and encodes 691 amino acids. NCBI's taxonomy places the organism in Eukaryota, Metazoa, Arthropoda, Insecta, Hemiptera, Aphididae. The record is from RefSeq and is a predicted model, not a curated record. The transcript has 16 exons.
GAUACUUUCAAGUUACAGUUCGGAACGAGAUGAAGAUUGAUGAAGAUAGCUGUUUCUUCGGCGACGGCGGCACUGUAGCUAUAGGUUUCACCGGAAGAGUCGAUGUUUACGCAAAUGGUAUUCGUCAGUGAAGAUUUUCAACUGGGAAUAAUAUAUCAUAAGCAGACUGAAAUGUUGCAGUGUUUUGGAAGACUCAAGUUUUAUAGCAGAUUUUCAUUCGGACACGGGUUUGUACGGGUGUUGUUUUCUUCCUGCAUGUCUUCGAGGUCAUGUCCGUCGAUAUCGACGGUUCGGCGGACAGCGGUUUGCCGAAGACAUGGUUCGCGAAAAUCUUCUACGAGGCGCUGGUCGACUUCAACGGGCCCAGAGACGUUGGAAGCAUGGCGUGUCGCCAACAGACGCAAAUGUACGCCAGACACUUGGAAAAUGAUUCGCUGUGGGCGGUGCAAAUGUCCGAUUCUUGGAGUCGGUAUCCGAACGGCAUACUCGUCGGCACCUCACACCACAUGGGUGUGUACGAUGAGUGCGUCAACGUGCACCGGCCAGUUCAGGGAAAAUACUGUAUACCAUCCGUCAAACUCGGAUCGUCAAACGGCGUCGAUUUUACGGUCGGCAAGCCCGACCAACCGCAGAGCAACGACCACGCCUGGCGCGAGAUACUCGGGUUCGUAGAUAAUGACAAACAAAUGCACAGAAAUAUCGUGAAAUUCGGCAUUUGCAUCCCGGACUCUUGCACUGCUGACGACCUCCAGGUUGCGUUACAAAAGGAAUUCGACAAACACUUCCUACCACAUCGAGUUAAAGCUCAAGUCCAAGUCGAACCAAUAUUGUGUUCGACGGAUAAGGACGAAUAUCCGUACGAUACCGGCUACUAUUUGACCAGUUCACUAGUUGGAUUCAUAUUCUUAGUCUGCUGCUUAUCGACGGCGUACCAUUUGAUAAUAAUAACACGGGAUGACAACGGGGAAAACAAUAAAAUGCCAGAAACAUUUGGCUCAUUCUCGCUAAUUCGCAACUGCAUAGAUCUGAUCUAUUACGAUAGAAACAACGAAUUGAACAUCUUCAACGGGCUAAAAGUUGUUGCCAUGUUAUUGGUGUUGUUCUGUCAUAAAUUUCUAUAUUUUGUAAUAAAUCCGAUCACGUACGGGAUUUACCUUGAAAAGUUUUACGAGGAUGGAUCGGAUUUCUUAUUGACGGCCAUGAAUUUGAUCGAUCCGUUUUUUUACAUCGCUGGUUACUUAAUGUACGUCAUGCUGAUUCCGCAAUUCAAUAGGCCUGGAACCAGUUGGUAUCAUAUACUUAUGGUGAUCGUGUACAAAUACAUGAAGGUUCUACCGUCGUACGUGAUCAUGAUGAUGGUGACAGCUUUCAUCAUUCCUCAUUUGGGCAACGGGCCGUUUUGGGCUUCACGGAUAUGGCCUGAAGCUGAUAAAUGCAAAAACUAUUGGUGGGCUAAUGUAUUGGCAGUCAGCAACUAUAUACCAGUCGACAACCAAUGUCUCAUUUCUGGCUGGUAUGUGUCGUGUCUGCUACAGUUUCUCGUCAUCGGGACCACUGUGGUUUACAUUUGCGUCAAACACCGAAAAAUUGGAAUAUAUUUAAUUAUAACACUCUUCAUCGUGUCUUUGGUGACAUCGUUCGUUACAACCUACUUUAACCAAGCGUACGGAAUGAUUCGAAUAAUGUAUUCGUUCUUGGAGAGUCCAAGCAAUUCAUUGGAGUUUAGUAAUUACUACCGACCGUUUUACCAUCGGGGUACUCCAUUCUACGCCGGAUUGCUGGCCGGCGUCGUGGUGGAAGAGCUGAAAAAACGAAAAAUAAAAUUUUCCAAGCUGGUCGUCUACGCUGGGACUCUGGUAAUCAGCACUGUCUGUAUUUGGGUCCAGUUGUACGGGGUAGUGUUCUACGAUACGUCCAGGCCUUACAACGCGAUGGAACAGUCGUUGUACGCUGUUUUUAGCCACUGCACGUGGGCUGUCAUAUUGUUCUGGAUAACGAUAUGCCAUUUCACCUCCGGUUAUGGUCCAAUAGAAAAAUUACUCAACAACAGAUUAACGGUGACACUAGGUAGACUAUCCUAUACAGUUUAUCUAGUCAACAUCAUCGUAAUGAUGAUGAUAGAAAGUAAACAAAGAACAGCCGUAACUCCUUCAUCAUAUAUGUUGGUUGAUGGAUGGAUUAUCGGAACGUUCAGAACAUACUUUGUGGGAGCUUUGAUGUAUUUGAUCAUUGAUGCACCGUUUGGGCUGUUGAUCAAACUAUUAUUGUUUGGAACAACACGUGGACACAUCGAUGGCGGCAGCACUACGGCAGCACAAAUUGAGACGGACGCCAAAACCAAAUGA